Messenger RNA from Mus pahari (shrew mouse), 1718 nucleotides. It is a transcript of the gene Gyg1, whose product is annotated as glycogenin 1. The coding region runs from base 108 to 1109 and encodes 333 amino acids. The transcript has 7 exons. Lineage: Eukaryota; Metazoa; Chordata; Mammalia; Rodentia; Muridae. Gene Ontology annotation, molecular function: glycosyltransferase activity. The record is from RefSeq and is a predicted model, not a curated record. Gene Ontology annotation, cellular component: cytoplasm.
GCCACGUGACGGCCGCUAUAAGAGCGGCGGGCUGCGGACUCCCGCCCUCCCUGCUGGCCGCGGCCACCUUAUCGGCGCCCGGCUCCUCCGACCCACCCGGCCACACUAUGACAGAUCAGGCUUUUGUGACGCUGACCACAAACGAUGCCUAUGCCAAAGGUGCGCUGGUCCUGGGCUCAUCUUUGAAACAGCACAGGACUACUAGGAGGAUGGUUGUACUCGCCAGCCCACAGGUUUCAGACUCCAUGAGAAAAGUUUUAGAGACUGUCUUUGAUGAAGUCAUCAUGGUAGAUGUCUUGGACAGUGGUGAUUCUGCUCAUCUAACCUUAAUGAAGAGACCUGAGUUGGGCAUCACAUUGACUAAACUCCACUGCUGGUCACUUACUCAGUAUUCCAAAUGUGUGUUCAUGGAUGCAGAUACUCUGGUCCUCACAAAUAUUGAUGAUCUGUUUGAAAGAGAAGAACUGUCAGCAGCACCAGACCCAGGGUGGCCCGACUGUUUCAAUUCUGGAGUUUUUGUCUAUCAACCCUCCAUUGAAACAUAUAACCAGCUGUUGCAUCUUGCUUCUGAGCAAGGUAGUUUUGAUGGUGGGGACCAGGGCCUACUGAAUACAUAUUUUAGUGGCUGGGCAACGACAGAUAUCACAAAACACCUGCCAUUUGUGUAUAACCUAAGCAGCAUUUCAAUAUACUCCUACCUCCCGGCAUUUAAAGCGUUUGGUAAAAAUGCCAAAGUUGUGCACUUCCUGGGACGAACCAAGCCAUGGAAUUACACUUAUAAUCCCCAAACAAAAAGUGUCAACUGUGAAUCCCAGGACCCGACCGUGAGUCACCCAGAGUUUCUGAACCUGUGGUGGGACACCUUCACCACCAAUGUCUUACCCCUGCUCCAACAGCAUGGUCUUGUCAAAGAUGCCAGCUCCUAUCUAAUGAUGGAACAUGUCUCAGGAGCUUUGUCAGACCUGUCCUUUGGGGAGACCCCAGCUACACCACAACCUUCUAUGUCCUCAGAAGAAAGGAAGGAACGGUGGGAACAGGGCCAGGCCGAUUACAUGGGAGCAGAUUCUUUUGAUAACAUCAAGAGAAAACUUGACACUUACCUGCAAUAGAAGCACUGCGGUUUUCCUGUGGACACAUCCAUGUCUUAGGCACAUUUCCACACAUAGUAUGUGAAGUCGGUUACAAUUGUUAGAGGCUUUCACUAAACCUCAUCAGAUGAGGGGUUUGGGCAGGACAACAGGUGAGAACUUGGCAAAUGUUAUUAAGUCGUAAUUCCAUCAUGUGGACAAGUAUUCUGUUUAACCCUAGAUGUUUUUUUUUAAAAACUCUCAAUUCUUAAAUUGCCAAUGUGUGAUAAAAGAAAGCCAACAUUAAGCUACUAAAAUGGCUCUCUCAAGUGGUGCAGAACUUGACUCUCCAUCUCCAAAACAAGGUAUGACAUUUUCCAAUCUUCACUUGUUGCAUCCUUCACAAGACCUGCAAUGUAGAGCUGCUCAAAGCCUGUCGGAGAAGUAGCCUUCCAGACUAAAGUGGCCUUUAUUAACACUGCGGAGUGAUUCCUAAGCCGACCAGCUAGUGUUAGCUCACCAGUGUUCUAUGCACCGUGAAGGCAGCAUGUAGACUUGUUCUUUCUCAGCUGUCUACUUGAAAAUUGCAGUGUGCUCUCUGACGGUAGCUGUGGUAGCACUGUGUAUAACAAAUAAACACUUAUUGACAUA